Molecule: messenger RNA, 642 nt
Organism: Galeopterus variegatus (Sunda flying lemur)
Lineage: Eukaryota; Metazoa; Chordata; Mammalia; Dermoptera; Cynocephalidae
Gene: TMEM119
Product: transmembrane protein 119
Exons: 2
Biological process (GO): ossification; positive regulation of bone mineralization; positive regulation of osteoblast proliferation
Cellular component (GO): plasma membrane
Source: RefSeq, a predicted model, not a curated record
CUCCACCUGGCAGGAGCACCCAGGCCUGAGCGUGGAGGAACUGGUCCUGGGGACAACAUGGUCUCCGCGGUGGCCCGUGGUGUCCUCACUGCUCUGCUGCUGCUCCUGGGGCCCAUGCCCGUGGUGGCCCACUCCGUGCCCGUGCAGGCCGCCUUCCUGGAGGAUGCGGCGGGUAGCGGGGAGGCCGAGGGCUCAUCGGCCACGUCCCCGAGCCUCCCACCGCCCCGGACCACCCUGAGCCCCACGUCAGUGGGGCCACAGCCCACGCUGCGGGCGGGCCCCGCGCCCCCCAGCAACUUUCUGGACGGGAUCGUGGACUUCUUCCGCCAGUACGUGAUGCUCAUCGCUGUGGUGGGCUCCCUGGCCUUCCUGCUCAUGUUCACCGUCUGCGCGGCCCUCGUCACCCGCCAGAAGCACAAGGCCUCGGCCUACUACCCGUCCUCCUUCCCCAAGAAGAAGUACGUGGACCAGAGGGACCGCGCCGGUGGCCCCCGCGCCUUCAGCGAGGUCCCGGACCGGGCUCCCGACGGCCGGUGCGACGAGGCCCUGGACUCCUCCCAGCAGCUGCAGGCCGACAUCCUGGCUGCCACCCAGAACCUCAGGUCUCCCGCCAGGGCCGGCCCGGGCAGCGGGGAUGGAGCC